AUGGCAGUUGGAAAGGAUUGGGAGAUUGUACAAGAGAAGGCUUUCACGGCCUGGGUCAACUCAGUGUUGGACAAACGUGGAGAUAAGAUCUCUGAUGUGUCAAAGGAUUUGAGCGAUGGAGUCAAGCUUAUCUUCUUCCUCGAGCUCAUCUCUGGCAAGAAGCUCAACAAGAAGUUUGACUUUGAGCCAAAGACCCGUAUCAACUGCAUUCAAAACCUUGCUCUCGCUCUCCACUUCCUCGAGAAUGAGCUCAAGAUCAAGGCACAAGGUGUUGGUGCUGAAGACUUUGCAGAUCAGAAUAAGAAGAUGAUUCUUGGUUUCCUUUGGACAUUGUACCGAAAGUACCGUAUUGCAGUUAUUAGUGAGGGAGAUAAGAGCUCUGAGGAGGGUCUGUUGUUGUGGUGCAAGAAUACAACCGCCGACUACCAGGGCGUCAAUGUGACCUCGUUCACCAAGACCUUCCGUGACGGUCUCGCCUACCUGGCGCUGGCCCACAAGUUUGACAAGUCGCAGUUCAACUUUAGCGAUUACGAGAAGCAGGACCCGGUGGCCAGACUGAACGCCGCCUUUGAGUUUGCCGAGAAGGGUCUGGGCGUGCCCAAGCUGCUGGAGGCCGAGGAGGUCAUGCGUGGCACCACCGACGAGCGUUCGCUGGUCCUGUACACUUCGCUGUUCUUCCACGCCUACCGCGCCAAGGAGGAGAAGGAGCGCAUCGAGCAGUCCAAGACUGACCUCAACAGCAAGUUGGCUGGUCUGCAGAGCUCUUUGGAGAGCGAGAAGCUGUCGCGUGAGCAGCUGAUCAAGCAGAAGGACGAGCUAAAGAGCCUGUUGGCAUCGCUCGAGGGCGAGGCCGCCGAGCGUGAGAAGCACCUCCGUGAGCUCGAGGCCAAGCUGGACGACAUUCUGAGAAACCUCGACUUUGAGCGCACCUCGCGUCUCGAGCUCGAGUCCCGUCUCAAGGGACUGGAGAAGGACAAGGCCCUGCUCGACCAGAAGCUCGCCGAGGCUCUCGCCGAGAAGGCCCGUCUCGAGGCUGAGGCCGAGGCCAACCGUAUCCGUAACGCCGCCGAGGCUCAGGCUCUUGGUCUGCUGCGCAAGCACCUCGACCAGCACGUGCAGGACCUGCUCAAGUGGCAGAAGCUCACACUCGAGUCGUCAUCACAGUCCAGCUUGGACGACCACAUCGUCAACGAGGUUGCCGGUCUGCCCUUUGGCGACCAGGUCAAGCAUCUGGCCACCAAGCUCGAGGACGAGAACAAGGCCAUCCAGAAGUUGUUGAUCUCCAAGGAGGACGAUCUAAAGGUUGCCGCCAGCAAGCAAAAGAAGGGCAAGUAA
This is a messenger RNA of Acytostelium subglobosum LB1, 1335 nucleotides long. RefSeq lists its product as hypothetical. The coding region runs from base 1 to 1335 and encodes 444 amino acids. The record is from RefSeq and is a predicted model, not a curated record. Gene Ontology annotation, molecular function: actin filament binding. Gene Ontology annotation, biological process: actin cytoskeleton organization. Gene Ontology annotation, cellular component: cell projection; cortical actin cytoskeleton; cell junction. NCBI's taxonomy places the organism in Eukaryota, Evosea, Eumycetozoa, Acytosteliales, Acytosteliaceae. The transcript has 2 exons.